This is a messenger RNA of Pecten maximus, 8618 nucleotides long. RefSeq names its product oxidative stress-induced growth inhibitor 1-like. The record is from RefSeq and is a predicted model, not a curated record. NCBI's taxonomy places the organism in Eukaryota, Metazoa, Mollusca, Bivalvia, Pectinida, Pectinidae. The transcript has 6 exons. The coding region runs from base 283 to 1788 and encodes 501 amino acids.
UAAAAUCCAUACGAUCGCCCGCGAGAUAAACAGUGCAACACGAGUGGAAAGCGCUAUGUUAUUUGCCGGUUCCUCACCACACCUGUCGGAGAGAUAUCCUGAUUGUCUGGACGUCACUUCGAGGGAGGACACCAUGGUGCUGAGCUACUCCUAACCAUCUAUUUUGGCUAUAUAUAGCCACCAGAGGGGGUUAAAGAUCAAUGUCAGGGCCAGCUAUCCAAUAGGGACACUCUGGAGUGCUGAGGUUCAAUUUGACCAUUCAACAUCAAGUGCCUUAUUAAGAUGUCAUCUUCAUCAUCCCAUGCCCAUGGUACAGAAUACACGGACGUUAUCAUCAUUGGAAAUGGACCAUCUGCGAUCUGCCUUUCCUACUUCCUGUCAGGACACAGGCCAUACUACAAUGGGAACCCCCACUCUAACACAUAUCUCCACACCAAGUUACAGGAAAUUGGUCCCACAAUGUCCAUAGUGGAUCAGGACCUUGAUUUCCUGUCGGAGGGUCUAGAAGGGCGGACCUCUAACCCUGUUGCUCUGCUGUUCGAUGCCCUUGUGCACCCUGAUGCUGAUAUGGGAGCAGAGAUACCUUCUCUACUGGACUGGAAAAAGGAGGAGGAACAUGCCUUCAGGCACAUUGUCUUGGGGCGUGGCAAAGUGGGAGGGGCUUGGCAGAAAAUGGAUGGGAGUAUGCAGACAUUGAGUCUUGGAAACUGGAUGGAGUUGCCGUCUGUGCCGCUGAAGGAGUGGCGUGAUCGCAAAUUCAGGGAGGGUGAAUCUCUAGAUCCAUGCAGUAACAGAGCCACUAUAUCAGAUAUAAGAAAUUACUACAUGGACUACGUGGCCAGCCUUGACCUUCAGAAUCACUUUUAUGACCAUCACACUGUUACAUCCAUCCAGAAAGUCUACCAAGUUCGUAACGGCAUGGACCUCGAGAGUGGUGAGGUGGAGCCGUGCUGUAAAAACAUUGCCAAAAAUCACACCUACCUCUGGGAAGUUCGAGGUUAUAUCAGUACGGCUGACCAAUUAGCAGAGGACGAGGAGGAUGUGCAUCGAAAGGAGUUUUGUAUCCAAGCACCACAUGUUGUGGUGGCUACUGGGACAUUCGACAUUCCAAACAGACUUAAUAUAACAGGAGAACUUCUACCACAUGUUAUUCAUUCACUGCAUGAUUUUGAAUCUGCACUGAAAUGUUGGAAGGAGAUACCAAGGUCUUCAGAUGAUCCAGUGUUAAUUGUUGGUGCAGGGCUAAGCGCUGCUGAUGCCAUUCUCAUGGCCCUAGAUGCAAACCUUCCUGUGAUUCAUGUUUUCAGAAGAGGAGCCAAUGACUCCAAUUUAAUUUUUAAGAAACUGCCUCAGGGCCUGUAUCCUGAGUAUCAUAGAAUCCAUUCAUUGAUGAAGGGUAAAGUGAUUGACCCUCUGUACAGGCCAUAUGAGAAGCACUGCUUGGUGCAGAUUGAUGAAGACAAACGUGUUUUGUUAGAAAAUACCAAAGGAAAUGAUAUUACUACAGUUGAUGUCACAUUUGCUGUCAUCCUUAUUGGUUCUCGCCCUAACCUAUCGUUCCUUCCCGAGGAAGGAAGAAGUUUGGGCAUAGAUCCUCAACACCCAAUCAACAGCAAGUAUAACACAUUGGACGUUGACUUAUUCUCAUACGAGUCGGUCAAGCAUAAAGGUCUGUUCUCUAUGGGACCACUGGUUGGCGAUAACUUUGUUAGGUUUGGUAUCGGUGGUGCUCUUGGUAUCACCAACCACCUUGUAAAACAUAGGAAGAAGGGAAAUCCCUGCUGUUAAUUUUAUAAGUACAUGUGAUCAUUUGUAAUUAUUUAUAUGAGAAAAUGAUUAUAUUGAGUGAAUGAGUGUAAGAAACUUUAAAUUUAUGUAUCAAAUAAUUGAGAAGAAUGUUACAAAUAUGCAAUACCGAAUACUUGGCUUCAUUGAUAAUAUAAUUACAGAAAUGAGACAUUGUUAUACAGGUAUUUUUUUACCUGUUGCACAUUUUUUCAAGAACACAAUGUGGUACAUUUUUAAAAUUUCUUUUUUGAUCUGUUCGGAUAGAAUUAAAGAUUUCACCAGAAAAACUGCCUAAUGGCAGUAAUAAUAUGACAUAAUUUUUGAAAGAUGUUCCUUGAAAAUAUCUGAACUAGUAAUGGUGACAUAACAAGACCAGUUACUUUCAGAAUUAAAAAUAAAUUGGAAUUGACAAAAUCAGUUACUUUUGGAAUGAAUUUUACACAUCUACGGCCAUAAGCAGUUGUUGGAAUGGCUGGAAAAAUGCAAAGAUUAAUUUUAAUUGGCCUAAUGCAUUAUUAAAAUAAUUCAUUUGGCCUCAUUGCUCCCAUAUCACUUUUAUGUAUUACAAUCAUCAAUACAAAAUUUAUGCAAACUAUAUAUUGAAAUAGAAACUUGUUUUAAAAGUUUAUGUCUAAGUUGCAAGUUGAAAGUCAUUGAAAGUCAUUCAAAGCAAACAUUUGAAAACUUGAUAAGCUGCAAUUUCUAGAUACCAGUGUUUUUAUUAGUGGACUGGAUGUAGAUAAAUUACUGUUGAGAGGGCAGCAGUGAUAUUCUGUGUACAUGCUUUAUGUGCUGACUGGUGAAAUCAAGAGUCAUCCAAGUGAGGUUCUACACAGUACAGUUAACGACGUCCGUCCAGCUGUCCUUCUUGAAUUUCUGUUGGUAUCUCAUAAUAGAGGUUUUCUAAUUUCUAUAAGAGUACAGGUUAUUUAAAAAAAAAUUUACAUUUUACUUUGUGUGAAUGCCGUUUUAUUAAUGUAAUUUUUCUUUUCUUUUUUGUUAAAUUGUUGAAAAAUAAAGCCAUUAUUUUUAAGGUUUGAAAUUGUUUACUUUUGAUAAAUGCUAAUGAAGACUUUAAUGCUUUCUUUAGUUGCAUGGAAAAUAAUGUUAUCGUUUUUAUGGUUUUGUUUUGUUGUUUAAUUUUCUGUCCAAAGAAAGAAAUUGGCCGAGGAACCAGUGAAUAAGUUGUGUACAAGGUGGUACAGUAGAGGACACAAUAUGUGGGAGUUGUUAGGUUGUGAACUAAAGUUAUCAUACAAUAAUUUAUAAUAAACCCAAUCAGAAUUCUAUGUACUUUUACAUAUUUACAAUUUAUUAGUGUAUUAUAUAUAUAAUUCGGGUAGAAGAGUUUGCAUUUAUAUUCCUUAAAUACAAGAGCAUUGGAGCUGUCUCAUAUACACGUAUAUGGGAACUUUUUAAAACAAAAAUGUUUCACAGGGAUUUCUAAGAUUUACGACCUUCCGGGAUAUUAAUGUUAAAAAUAAUCAUUAUAGCUUCAUAUCUAACACAAAAAUAGUAGUUUUUAUGGCGUUUAAAAGAAAUUUUAUCAUUUAAGCCUAACACAGGUUAUAAUGCAGUAAACCCAUAUAGUUGAGUUUCAAGCAGAAUGCAUUUUUAGUUGCCUUGGUGAUGAAUAGUGGUACAGAGUAUUUCUCUAAGUCAUAAGUUAUCCCUGAAACAUGAAACAUGCUGUUUGAAUUAAACAGAGUUGUCCCAUAGUCUUUGAUACAUGACCCCCAUGUAUUCACAAAACCCUGAUCAAGGUGAGGUACUUGUUCUUUAUAAUGAAUAUUAUACACCGCCUUUCCAUUGAAAACCUUACUUCACUAUUAAACUGUCAACUGUUUCGGAUUACUUCCCUUUAUCUAAGAUACUGUCAACUUGCUCAAUUUACUUCCCUUUAUAUAAAAUACUAUUAACUGGCUCAAUUUACUUCCCUUUAUAUAAGAUACUAUUAACUGGCUCAAAUUAUUUCCUUUUAUCUAAAAUGCUGUCAACUGGCUCAAAUGAUAUUAACUUCCAUCUAUCUAAAUUACCGUUGACUCCUAUCACUUUCCUUUGCCUUUGGCUUAUUGUUCUGAUGUUGGAGUGUGUGCCUACAUCACUUCUACAGUGAUAAGGGUUAUGGCAGACAUGACAGGGUAGUAUUUGAUUUCACAGAUUUUAUCUGAGGGUUAUAUGUAGUAAAUUGAAUUUGGAUAGUCAGUGGAGUUUUCAGAACUUCUGCAUGUUUUUGCUUUUUAUUCAAUUUGUUACCGUAUGAGUGAAUGUCACAUUUUACUCUCAGUGUCGAGGUUUAAUGACCAUGUUCUUCAAAGUCCAAACAUGUACCAUUAAUUCCUGGUACUAUUCUCACCGAGUUGAUCAAGUUAGAUUAGUAAUUCGGCUGAGACUACAACGAAUGGAUUUUCAUAAUGUAAUAAAUAACUUUGAUGUCUAUGUAGUUACAUUCUUAAAUGCACAUUAGUGAAAGUCAUUAUUCAUGUCUUUAGAAAUUAUGUGCUGAUGGAAUAAAUAGAUUCCAUGAUUAAUCUUGUCACAUAUGUGUGUAAAUACUGUACAUUGAAAUUGCUACAAUAUUCAAUUUUAUCAUUAGACUUGUUAUCAGCUAGGUUUUUUGUUACCAUAAUUUAAAGUGCAAUCAGUAUGAUUUUCAUAGUUUAAUUUGUUUUUAUGAUUUGAUACUUUAAAUCAUGCCACAUAGUCAAAUUUGGUAAAUUAUAAAUUAUCAAGAUUUGUGACGAAACAUAUUUAUUAUCAAAAUGAAAUCCUCAUGCUUUCAAAGCAUUGAAUUAAUGUCAGUAAUUGUGUGUUCUGUGUGAAGUAAGUCACAUUGCUCAAAAUCAGGUUUGACCUUGUGACAAACAUGACUUGGUGACACAGGUUUAAUGUUUGACCUUGCAACACAAAUUUGACCUUGUGAUUUCAGUAGUACGUAAAGCUUUUGAGGUUUUGAUGCAAGAUUUACUCUCUGAUUCUUACCAGGAAUCUACUUUUACCUUCAUCCUUGUGAUGCUGGUAUGCAAGCUUGAUAUUUUGGUGAAGUUUUCAGUAAAGAUUUUGAAAGCCAAGUUAAAAAUUGUGAUGCAAGUUGGAAGACAAUAAAGAAAUCAGUGUUUUUCCUGCAUAUUUUGGCUGAAUUUAGGCCCCUGCUCCCAAUUGUGUAUGCUGGCUUUGGCAAUAAAGGUUGUCUUCAAAUUUUUCAUGCAAGGACACAAAAUCCAUCAAUUUAAGUUCCCCAUUUGCAACAUUGUUUUGUCACUCAAAACAAUUUCCAUUUUCUGCCAGGAGGCAAUUUCCCAAAAUGUUCAGGAAAAGCACUGCAAGCUCAUGCAAUGUGACCUUGUGAUACUCAUCCAUACAUGUACGUGUCUCUUGACCUAGUCAGACAUGUAUGUGGUCAUGUGAUCAUGAUAUUUGUGAUAUUGGAGUUAACAUUGUGAUAACUUUUCAACCUUGUGGUGUUACAAAGUUGGACUUGCCGGUUUGUAGAAAAAGUUAAAAGAUAAUUGACAAAUACUGUUAAGAACAUGGAAACCAGGUGCCUUUUUAAUUUUCAUAUGUGUUAUUUCAGACAUGAAUCUUCGACAGAUAUUAAUACAAGUCUUGAAAGUCUUAUUCAAAGCUCAACCAAAAGCCACAUAAAAUCACUUAAUCGAUCAUUAUUUCAUUAAUGAACAACUCUGGUCCAAUCAGUCUUACAGUUUGUACUGUGAUAAAACGACCCUAUUUAGUUAGGUAAUAUAGCUGAAAUGUGUUUCUGUGUUCUGAUUCUGACAUUCAUUUCCCUAUAAUAAUUUCAUCUUGUUUAAAUUAUGUAAAUUUACGUUUUUAAAGUUUUAUCCAUAAAUAUGAACAUAGAGGAAAUGGAAAUACCAUGUAUGUUAUGGAAACAAUUUGCUCAACUUUCUUCUAUGAAAAAAAUAUACAUCUUUGUAUAUUGUACACAUGAUCAUAAUAAGUCCAUCUAAAUAUUAUUUUAAGUUAUGAAACCAGUUUUGAAAAAAAAUAUGUUGGGGCCAAUUUGUGUACUUGAAUAUAAUGAGGAAUAGUCACCAUUACAAUACUAUAUAGACUUAUCUUUGGUGAGGCUAGUAAGACGGUAUCUUUGGUGGGGCUAGUAAGACGGUAUCUUUGGAGAGGCUAGUAAGACGGUAUCUUUGGUGGGGCUAGUAAGACGGUAUCUUUGGUGGGGCUAGUAAGACGGUAUCUUUGGUGGGGCUAGUAAGACGGUAUCUUUGGUGGGGCUAGUAAGACGGUAUCUUUGGUGGGGCUAGUAAGACGGUAUCUUUGGUGGGGCUAGUAAGACGGUAUCUUUGGUGGGGCUAGUAAGACGGUAUCUUUGGUGGGACUAGUAAGACGGUAUCUUUGGUGAGGCUAGUAAGACGGUAUCUUUGGUGGGGCUAGUAAGACGGUAUCUUUGGUGGGGCUAGUAAGACGGUAUCUUUGGUGGGGCUAGUAAGACGGUAGUUAUCAAGUUCAGGUCAAAUCUUAUUAUACUUUAUUGGUAUUUUUAGUAUAUAUAUAUGUAUCUGUUGUAUGUGAAGAGUGGCAAUUGAAAUGGGAGUAAUUUUGUUUGAAUGUGUGCUUAAGAAACAGAAACUUAAUGCAACAUUCAAGAAUUAAUACUGUAAAAGUACUGAAUUAGGUAUACACAAGUUUUAGUGCAAAAUCCGAUUAUAACUGAUUUGCAGAAUGAUGAAUUAAGAAACCAUAAAAGCCAGGUGUAGAAAACAAUGUAAAGUCAUUACAUUAAGAACAAUCAUAAUCUACCAGAAAACUUUCAGGUUGAUAUUAGCUUAAUAAGAUUCCUGCUAAAAUAUUUACAUCAACUGUAAGAGAACUUUUAUCAACAAGGAGGUCAGAAGAUUGUAAUGUCAUUGUCAGUUUUUGAUUUUUUUUUUUUUUUUUUUUUUUUGCUAAUUCUGCUCUAAAUGGAAGUGGGUUGCAUGCUUAGAAAAUUGUUUCUGUUUUGUCAUACAAAUUUUGCUUUUUCUGUUGUUGUUUUUUUUAACCUAAGAACAUUGCUUAUAUUAAGUCACCAUUGAUCUGUUAUUGUUUUACAUAACUUUUAAUUCAGAGAUAACAAAUGUAGAUUUACUAUUUCCCAGCAUAUAAUUGAGCAGAUUUGAGAUGUAUUAACUAGUCCUAACGACCCAAUCAAAGCUCAUGUAGCACUCCCAUAUUAAUUCAACUCAAAUUCCCCACAAUAAUUUCUCAGGAAGUGGUCUUUAUUACAUAUGUUGUAGAUUUAUUUUCAAAAUGAGGCCUUGAUAGGUAUGGCAACAAGUAGAAGUAGGAUAUUUACGAUUAGGGGUAUAUUUUAGAUAGUCUUUGUUUCUUUAUAGAUAUAGUUUGUUUCAUUUUCACAAAUGUUUGUGAUAUAGGGACAGUUCUACCUUGUUGGUGUACAAUGACACAGAUUCUUUUUUUUUCAGUGAGAAAAUAUAUAUUGAUGUAAAUUACAAUAUGUAUAAGGAGUAUAUAUAGCCUGCGGAUAACUAUAUUCAUCCAUUACCAUGAUCCCGGUGUAGCCAGUAUUUCCACCCCAAUCAGGUUCACUGAUUAAUAAAAAAAACGAUUACAAAAUUUGAGCAAGGUUUAGUAUCUGUUUUUUUUUUAUUAUUUGUUUUUCAUAUCUUAAUGGCCAAUUGAUUGAUUAAGUCAUUUUGGAACAAGAAUUAACUUGUUCUUGAGAAUUUGUUGAUAUUUAAACCCUAAAGUAUUUUAGAGAAUGUAUUUGUCCCGUGUUUGCUGUUGGGUUGUGAUUCUCAUCAUACGAUCAAACCUAUAAUGAAAUUGUCCAUAGGAAGAUAAAAUGUCUUUUUCUUCAACAUAGAUUGGUACACUAAUACACUGUCAUCCAAGAAAAACUAUACAUUCUUUUGAAUUGUUGAAACAUUAUAAGAGCAUCAUUCAUAGUCUAAAAAAGCAUUAUUAUAGAAAUGUGAUCUGGCAAAACAAUUAGAAUACACAAUAUUGUAAUCAUUUUUACCGAAUUUCAAACUUUUGUCUGAAAAUGUAUAGUAACUAUGGAUGGCAGUGUGUAUUUGCUAUUGUGGUGAUGGUAAAAUUGUGAUCCCUUGUUAAAGGGAAUUCUUCGAUAGGUUUGACUUUAUUGGUAACAUUGUUUACUUGUAAAGGUGAUCCUGACAAACUGUCUUUUGACCUUAGCUGUCUUGACAGUACACAUGUUAGUUUGCAUUUCCUAUAAAAAUGUCCAAAGAUAUAGGGCAAGAUGUUUUUAUUAUUAGUGGGUAUAUGAAAAUGUGUGUUUGAACCUUUGAAUGUGCACAAUACAGAUCCCUUUAGCCUAGUUGUAGUGUGUACAUUUACCACUAGAGAGUUAGAGCCCCUGUGUGGGCAGACUAUAUUUCAUUACUACUCACUACUUCUGAUUAAUAUCUGGAUGUUGUUAACCACUCCCAAAUGUAAACUACAGGAACUAUUGCAGAGACUUUAUUUUAGCUGGGUUUAUGUUUUCCUCGGAUGUAUGAGGAAUACAAGAUGGAGGGAGUAGUGUAAGGAUUGAGAGUAUUAAACCUUGCUAGUUCAGGCUGAUGUAGAUAUUGGUUUAGCCUAGUGGUAAAGAGUAUGCUUACAGAGAAACAGUGCCAGGAUAGGCAGGGUUCAUUAGUCCAUUGUAGACCCAGUUACCUCCUGAUAUUUCCCUUUUGAGAGUACUAUACCUUGUCAAGAUUGCACAAAUAAAACACUUUUUUUUAGUAUUUACUACUAUGUCUUUCAAAUCAUUUGUAUUUUUUACAAAAAUGAAAGUAACAACUGCCUUUAAGAAAAAUAAAAUUAUUUAUUUCUCUUUAAACUUUUAA